Molecule: messenger RNA, 715 nt
Organism: Styela clava
Lineage: Eukaryota; Metazoa; Chordata; Ascidiacea; Stolidobranchia; Styelidae
Source: RefSeq, a predicted model, not a curated record
AUGAUUCAACACUUAUUACUACUCUUUUUACUCAUCGCUUUUCAAUGUGUGGCCUGCAAAAAUUGCACGAAACAAGUUCUCAGAGGUGGAGAAGACAUUGAUUGGAAAAAUGUACCGAAUGGAUGGUAUUUGACUAUGAACACAUUUAGCCAAAUUACAGAUGACCUUCUUUGCGUAACCAUCCGAAAUGUUUCAUCACCUGACUAUCAAAACAUGGACGCAACCUUCGUCCUUGAAAAUUUUUACUCGAAUCGCCUGCCAUUCCAGUUUAAACUACAUGUUCAGGGGAAAGGGGAUGGAAAGUAUCUCUAUGUUGCAGACAGCGAUCUUGAUGUCUAUUUCGCCACAAGUAUCAAAGGCAAUGGUAAAUUCAACAUGGAGGCGGCCCAGGAAACUUCAGAAAUGCUGCAGACGCCAAGACUAACAAUUACAGAUUACGAAACUUAUCUUAUCAUGGUUGUGUGCCUUGAAAAUGAAAACUUGUUGGUUUGGGCUUUCACGAGAACAACACGACCAUCACAAAAUGUUAGAAAUGAAAUCGCUAAUCAGUUAAAGAAAAAAGGAAUCAACAGUGUUCAUCUCGAUGAUUCGUCAUGUGAUGAAGUAUUAAUAAAAUAAGUUAUACUGGUGAGGAACGAUAAUCGAAAAUGGAGUGACGACGACGAAUUUUUGAAUUUCAUUGGCAAAAUUUUAAAUGCAAUAUGAAUGCAGAACA